This is a messenger RNA of Pseudophryne corroboree (corroboree frog), 11321 nucleotides long. It is a transcript of the gene PRTG, whose product is annotated as protogenin. The record is from RefSeq and is a predicted model, not a curated record. Gene Ontology annotation, biological process: cell-cell adhesion. Lineage: Eukaryota; Metazoa; Chordata; Amphibia; Anura; Myobatrachidae. Gene Ontology annotation, molecular function: protein binding. The transcript is spliced from 20 exons. The coding region runs from base 193 to 3663 and encodes 1156 amino acids.
GUCCCUCUGUCCAGCGUCCCCCCACCUAUGUGCACUCUCCCUCCGCCUCCUCCUUCUGUGUGCCUGCGCAGGAGCUGUGGUUUCAGAAAAAAGUCCCGCAGCGCUGAGAGGCGCCUGGUGCGAGUGAGAGACCGUGAGAGCCACUGCCAGUGAAAGGACCCCAGCUGUAGCAUGUGUACACAGUCCCGGUAAAUGGAACCGUGCAUGAGGAGGAUGGCUCGGGGGCUGCUGCUCCUGGCAGCCCUGGUUACCCUUCCAGGGUCUUGGUGUCUUAGCGACCUGUUAUUUGUGAAAGAACCUGUGGAUGUAGUAGUUUCUCGGAAGGAUGCAGUGGUUUUAGAUUGUCAGGCUCGCGGAGAACGUCCAGUCACAGUUGUGUGGAUGAAAAAUGGAGCAAAGAUUGUGGAGAAUGAACGGAUCUCGACUUUGUACAAUGGGUCCUUGUACAUCCAAGAGGUGGAGGGAAGGAAAGGAGAGCCGUCUGAUGAAGGAUUUUACCAGUGCUUAGCUCUGAACAAAUAUGGUGCCAUUUUAAGUCAAAGGGCUCAUCUUUCAUUAGCAAGUAUGUCUGCCUUUGAAGAGCAACCAGUUUCGAUGGAGGUUCAAGAGGGAGGAGUGGCUCGAUUCUCCUGCAAAAUAACCGCAAACCCCUCAGCGGUCAUUACUUGGGAGGUAAACCGCACAGCUCUGCCUCUUGCCAUGGACAGGAUUACUGUUUUACCAAAAGGAGUUCUGCAGAUCUAUGGUGUCACUAAGAAGGAUGCUGGAAAUUACCGAUGCAUAGCCACUACUGUUUCAAAUAGACGGAAGAGUGCUGAUGCCAUGUUGACUAUUGUACCAGCCACACAGGUGACGUCUAUCCAAAAACCUGUUAUCAUAGCAGCUCCACAGAAUACAACUACCUCCCUGCAUCAGUCUGUUACCCUGGAAUGUUUGGCUACAGGAAACCCUAAACCUAUAGUGUCUUGGAGCAGGCUGGACCAAAAACCCAUUGACGUCUUCAACACAAGAGUGCUGGGAACUGGAAAUCUUGUUAUAUCUGAUGUAAAACUACAGCAUUCUGGGGUCUACAUCUGCAAAGCGUCCACCCCAGGAACUCGCAACUUCACUGUGGCAAUGGCUAACGUCAUAGUGUUUGCGCCUCCAUCAUUUAUUGAACUUCCAGAAACCUUGACAAGGCCACGUGCGGGAACGGCUCGUUUUGUAUGUCAGGCUGAAGGGAUCCCAAUGCCAAAAAUCUCCUGGCUCAAGAAUGGCAGAAAGAUACAUUCUAAUGGAAGAAUAAAAAUGUACAACAGUAAACUGGUAAUUAAUCAGAUCAUUCCUGAAGAUGAUGCAGUAUAUCAGUGCAUGGCAGAAAAUAGUCGGGGCUCUGUCCUUUCUCGAGCAAGGCUGAUAGUAGUGAUGUCUGAAGACAGACCCAGUGCUCCACGUCACCUCCAAGCUGAAACAAUGUCCAGUUCAGCUAUUAUACUGUCGUGGGAAAGGCCCCUCUACAACUCGCAAAAAGUAAUUGCUUAUUCUGUGCAUUACAUGAAGGCGGAAGGUAUAAAUAAUGAGGAAUAUCAAGUGGUAAUAGGCAAUGACACAAAUCAUUACAUUAUUGAUGACUUGGAACCUGCCAGCAACUACACAUUUUAUAUUGUAGCCUAUAUGCCAAUGGGUGCAAGCCAGAUGUCUGAUCAUAUAACACAGAACACACUGGAGGAUGUUCCAUUGCGGGCACCAGAAAUCAGUCUAACAAGCCGAAGUCCCACAGAUGUUCUUAUCUCAUGGCUUCCCAUCCAACCCAAAUUUCGUAGAGGAAAAAUUACCCUUUACCGGUUAUCAUUUAGAAUGAGCACGGAGAGCUCCGUCCAAGUUCUUGAACUUCCAGGCACAACGCAUGAGUAUUACCUAGAGGGCCUGAAACCAGAUAGUGUCUACCUGGUUCGUAUUGCAGCAGCAACAAACGUGGGGUGGGGAGAAUCCUCAGUCUGGACAUCUCACAGGACACCCAAAGUCAGCAGCAUAAGAGCACCAAGGUCUCCAGAGUUACGUUUGGAUCCCUUGAACUGCACAACGAUAGCUGUGAGAUGGCAACAGGAUCCCGAGGAUACAGCAACCAUACAGGGUUACAAGCUGUACUAUAAGCAGGAAGGGCAGCCAGAAAGCGGACCUAUACUGCUAGAUGUGAAACACUGUGAUUAUAACAUUGGGGGAUUAGAUCCCAGGAGAAAGUACCAUGUGAGGUUGCUUGCUUUUAACAAUAUGGAUGAAGGUUAUCAAGCGGACCAAACAGUCAGCACACCAAUUUGUGUUUCUGUCCCUGAUCACAUGAUACCCCCUCCUCCGCCUCCUCACCAUCUGUAUGCCAAUGCAAACAGCUCUUCUGCUAUCUACCUACACUGGGGGCGACCUGCAUUCUCCUCUGGACAGGCGAUAAACUAUACCGUGCGCUGCAAUCCCGUGGGCCUGCAGAAUGCUUCCUUAGUGAGCUAUCUCCAAACGUCAGAGCCUCAUAUUUUAGUUCAGGAUCUUGACGCAAAUACCAAGUAUGAGUUUGCUGUAAGGCUGCAUGUGGACCAGUUGUCAAGUCCCUGGAGUCCUGUGGUUUACCAUUCCACCCUUCGAGAAGCCCCCACGAGUCCACCCGUGGGUAUCAAGGUGACACUGAUUGAGGAAAAUACUGCUUUGGUCUCCUGGAAACCACCUGAGAACUUGGAUUCUGUUGUCAUCCGUUACACAAUACUCUAUGCAUCUAGAAAAGACUGGGCGGCUGGCGAGUGGCAGAUCAUGCAGAGAGAUGGGGCAAUUACCAUGGCAUUGCUGGAAAACCUGCUGCCUGGAACCCUCUACCUGAUCAAGAUCUCGGCUUCCAAUGAAGUAGGAGAGGGCCCUUUCUCUAAUGCAGUGGAGCUGGCCGUUCACCCCAAGGAGACUGUGCACAACAGCAUAAAGUCAAGGCAGUUUAAUUCUGCCGACAGUCAAGAUUAUUUUUACCACCUGGACCAAAAAUCAAUGACUGGUAUUGUGGUGGGAGUAUGUAUUGCACUGACCUGCAUCGUCAUCUGUGUGCUCAUUCUGAUUUACCGCAGCAAAGCCAGGAAAGCAUCAUUGGCAAAGAUGGUUCAACAAGGAACAGAUAGAGUACCUCAUACUGCUGAUUCAGUACCUCAAGAGAGCCAAGAAAGGAAGACAAUGACCCAAAUGGAAGAAAAUGCAGAUCCCCUGAUAUCUGCUGUUGAGGCAAAUCACUACAUUGACACAAAGGGUGGUUCAGAUCUUAUUAUCAAUGGUUAUGGACGCACAGCGAAGAACAAAACAGGGAAAAAAUUGGUGUUUUUCAAACACAAAAAAUACCAGGUGGAACAGUCGAAAAGAAGAAUUGUUAAUAAGUCUUCUUGUAUUUAUCAACCUGGCACAACUGUACUGAUGGGAGAAGAUGUGUCUUCCACUUCCCCGGGUCAUCCUGGCACCUUCCAGAUGCGACACAGCAUAGCAGCAGACACUGAGCAUUCUGGGAACAGUGAGGAAAGCCACGAGACCAGUGAUUCUGGGCGGUACUCCCAUGAGUCUAACGAUGAAAUUAACCUGUACUCUGUUAUCAGUACCACUCCACCCACACCUGACUCAUUCAACCGUCACGAAUGUGGAAAGGACCCUGCCUUAAGCAAACAUUAAAAAGUGACCAGUGUUUAUCGCUGAGGAAAAUAGUUCUAAUGUUCCUCAGCUGUUCAUAUUCCCACAACGUUUCAAGAAGAGAUUCCCUUAAGCCAGAUAUGCCAGCCAUUAGUGUCUGUUCGAAGGACAAUGAAUGGAGCCUGAAAAACAAAUGAUUGUAGAAUCUGGUCUCUCUCAUCAAAUCUAUCACACUUCUCCUGCAGAAUGCUCUGUUGAGUAAAUCUAUUGACUGAAGGUUGGCUUGCUGGAUAGUGAAUGGAUCAGAAACUCUCCCGGUUUUAUGCCAUUUGUCUUUGUUCUUAAGGGACGUCAAGCAGUCCCUUUGAUUUAUGUCUACCUCAGCUGGUCUCAUGAUGAACUCCAUUUCGCUGCUUUACCUAUAUUUGUGUUUGUAUGUCUCCCCAGCCUUCAUCAGAAAUACUUCCUAAAUGUUUUUUUUUUUAAUUAUUAUUAUUUUAUGUGUUUGCUGUGUGAUGAAUGUGUUACUGAAGGAGUUGUAAAGGCAACACCGAUUAAUGGUCAUUUCUAAAGCUUUGUCAAAUGGCUGAUCAUGCCAUGAACCUCUACAUAAAUGAACUACUACCUCUGCUAAGAAAAAUAUCCUACAUAAAUGAACUACUACCUCUGUUAAGACAUAUCCUACAUAAAAGAACUACUACCUCUAUAAAUAAGGAUCCUGCAUAAAUGAACUACUACCUCUAUAAACAAGUAUCUAAGCAGUUUAAUCUACUCACUAUAAACUUAUAUACAAGUAUUUCCUGUAGGAUAACACUAAUAACUGUGCCUUCCAGUAUCUCAGUAACACAGAUCUGCCUUAUCUCAUAGAAUUCAGGACAUUACUCAGGAGUAUAACAAGAUGCCUUAAACCCCAGGACUUAAUUGGAAAAUGAUAAAAAGACACAUGCUUUUGUUUAACUUCUAUAAAAUCAUGUUUAUUUAGACAAUGGUCUAUGCUGAUCCAGUUAGCACUACAUAUCCACUCCACAUGUUGUUAAUGCUACUAACAAGUCAUUUAAAAAAAAUCUAUGAUUGUAACCUUUACAGCACGUUCUAUGUCAGAUCUAUGCUACAACACAUUGCUGACACCAAACUUAUCUAAUUUUUAUUACUUCCCUCCAAUUCACAAAUCUCGGCAACACUCAAAAAAGGUUGGGCGACGGUGUUGCGAUUCGCAGUGAAUUCCAUCAUCACAUCCGCUCAUCCUGCACAGUUUCAGUAGAAGUGAAUGGAAUGCAGGAUGGUGACCUGCUCUCCCAGGAGUAUGUGGGGACUCCCCAAAAUUAGGGAGUCUCUCGGAUGUUCUGGAGGAAUAGGCAUGCAUGAUUGACAGUCUGACUGUGGCACAAUGCUAUUUUGCUGCUGGGAACUGUAUCAAUCACCAUGUAGAUUACAUAGAACUACAUUUUAUUUUAUUAUUGCAUAUUAGAUACUGAAGUCUGUGAUUCUUUGUCACAUCCACAUAUUUCCACCAAACCUCAGGGAUCCUUUCACUGCUAGUCAGUGCAUGGCAUGAAAACCCACAGCUGAAGUGUUCAAGUUUGGUUGAAUGUCAAGCAGAGUCCAAGUAAAAGUGUUACUAAAUGACUAUUAUCGCCUGGUGCCUUUACAAUUCCUGACUUAUACUACCUCUUUUAAAAUUGAUGUAUGUGUUAAUUUCCUGGACUCAGGGAAUAGUGUGUUUUUGUGUUUGUACCCCAUAAAUAAAUGGGGCAAAUGUGACAGGGUAUCACGCUUAUUUUUAGUUUUGAAAGGAAAUGAAGUAGGUUACUUAGUUAAUCAGUUGCUUACAUUAUGAAUAUGUAUCGGUCACCUACACACAGUGGAACAGACAUUAUGGGGGAUAGUCAAUUGUUUGAAGAGUCGGUUGGGUGUCUGUUUUCUCCUGUCUAUUAGAUAGGAAAAAACAGACACCCAACUGAAUUUUCAAACAAUUGAAUUCCGCCCUAUGUGUACUGAAUCAGUAUAUAGCUCACUUGGAACCUCAUGCUCUAAUGCUGAAAGGCGUCGGUGUCAUAAAAAUUGGUUCAGCUGACAUUAUGGUCUUGUGAGUAGGUGACAGGAAAACUGUAAUAUAAGGCCUACUUCAUGUUUGUAUGUAAUGCCGAUGUUCACGCAACUGAGCGAUUUUCGGUGCUGACAACACGUGCAAUGCAAUCGCACUGCACGCACGCCAAGGUACCUUUGUGAUGCCUCUCUGUGAGAUUUUUAACAGAGUGAUUGACAGAAAGGGACCUAUUGGGGGAGGUAGCGGGGGAGCGGCUGCAAAAAUGCAGGCUUAUCAUGUCCGAUCUUGAGGUGUGUAUCUGCCUUCAGCUUUGAUCAUGUACGUAGAGAAACAUGGCACCAGCGCCACUACUGCCAAGGCCAGCCUCCGUGACCACAGACUCAGUCAGGGAGUCGAUGUUCCUCGAUAUUGCAUCGGUGCUGCGUGUGUGUACGCAGUUGCUGAAGACUUUGUGAUAGCUCCGGUGGGCAUUUGUAUUCUUUUCUGGGCGACAGCUUCACUUGUGAUGAUAAGCAAGUCCCUAGCCUGAAAAUCUCAGCUGCGUAGGUAUGUGUGUACAAACAUGAACUAGGCUCAUAGUCUUCAAAAUGAAAUCAUAUUGUACCAAAGAUUGUGCUUUACUUUGUAAGAGAGAAAAUAUUAUUUUUCCAAAAGUUAAAACAAGUAUACUAUUUUGUUUUUGGCAGAUGUGCCAAGUAGUAUUAGUGAUUGUAUUAGUGCAUUGAUGAUAUAUACAAUCUGCUUUCCAGACUACCUUAGACUUUAAAUAGUCAUGUCCAAAAUCUUCCAAGUUCCCAUUUUAGUAUUUAGCUACUAGCUCUUUAUUAUAACAGUAUUAGAUUACCUAUUUUUGAACAAAUUGCUUUAUAUGCUACGGAAGAAAACUCUAACCAAAGAUUUCUUUUUGAGUCUUGUCUUGCUGAUUGUUUAGCUUAACAGGAACAUCUCUAAUUAGUAUAAAAGUUUACUUUAUAGUGAGUUGUUUGUACACGCUAAACAGGUAAUAUGCCGGAGUAACCAAAACCCUUACACCUUUAGUGAGUUAUCCUGUGAGAUAGGCAUGUUAAUGGGAAUUAUGUGCAGUUGUCUUUUAUGUCAUUUGCUUUGCGUUAUCAGCCAAAUAUGUCCGCUAUAUAGGAAACAUGUAAGACUUUUGUAUACAUCAGUUAUUGAUAAAUGAAAACAACAAACCAACCAUAGUUUGGAAAUAGUUUUGAAAGAUUAUUGAAGGAAGACAUAACCCUAUUUCCCUGCAUUAAUAAGUUAGGAUUGUCCAGCAAUAUCUUGAAGAGACAUUGGUCCUUACAGCCUUACAGUCUCUCAGAUAACAGACAAACGAUCAAAUCCGCAUAUAUGGUAUCGCUAAAUACAGCAAAGGUUGGUCACUUGUUGCCCUAAAUGUUUGCUUUCUUAAGUUAAUUUAAGAUAUUAGUUGUAUGUCUUUAGCCAGUGGUAUAUAACAAUGCUGUUACAGCUACUGUAUAUUAGAAGUGCUUUAUGGAACUGGAAGACCCUAGCACAGGUACAAGCUAUUGAGGAGAGAUGAGGUUCAUCAUUGCACCUCACCCUGGGGCAUUGUUAUAUUAAAACAAAGCAGAGCUGUUGUUUGUAAAACCAUUGAGAUAAUAUCAGUUUUGUUGUAUAUGGUGGCAGCUGUUCCAACAAGGUCAGGUUAACUUCAAUUGUACAUCCAUAUGAAUAAUCCAGUAAUAUUUUAUGUUGUGCUGCUGAAUUUCCAUUCAUUUUCCUUUCUUGGCUAACGCUUAAUACCAAAGAUAUUUAUGGUUACUCCGGCAUAUUAUGCAGCUGAUAAGGCUUUUAAAUGAUGUUUUACUCUAUGGUGUCUUUGCUAAAGCUCCAAAGGAAUGAGUUGACAUUACAAUGCAAAACAAAAUGUAGUGUGCGUUGUAAUUCCAGUUUGUAUAACAAGCUGCAGUUUACUUUUUAGUAUGUUUUACUAUACAUGGUUUAGAUUUAUAUACUGAUCAGCACUGCCCCCACAGAUGGAAACCACAUCAUUUUGGUAUUUGUAUUGUGACUCUUCUCUUGAGUAAUGACAUCUCUCUGUUGUAUUGUAUUUACUGCUGUGAUGUUUUUUUUCCCAUUGAAUUUUAUAUAUGAAGAUGUUUUGUAUAUGUAUAUAUUUAAUGUACAUGUUAUUUCCAAUACUCGUUCAAUAUUCUAUCAGAGCUGGGGGAGACCUUGCCUAUAGCAUCAGCAGGUGUUACCCCUAAUUACAGUAUUAUAAUAGACAGGAUGUCUGACUGCAAGGUAGUGACUGCACGACUGCUUUGUAUUUCUAUGCACAAAGCAUAUGAAUAUGCUCAAUUGUAAUUAUGAUUAUUUACCCCACAACCCUACAUUGUCUUAUUGACCUCAAAAUCCAUAGAACAUGCAUAUACCUAUUUUGAUUGUGCAUUUAGAGAAAUGCAAAGAAGACAGGACUAAAAAGAAAAAAAUGUGGACUUGACUACGUAUUAAGAGUUGCCAGAAAUGAUCUGUCAGAAAUAUCUGCAGUAAUAUAUUACAGACAUCUACAGAUGAUGUUGGCCAUUUAUCUAUUUAGGCGAUCUUGUUUGUGACAGAUAUGAAGGUGAAAAAAUGUAUAGAUUGCAUUAAGGUGUGUAUUGUAAUCUCUUGCUAUGUGUUUCGUGGUCAGCUCAGAAAUUUGCCUAAGUCACUGAAAUGGUAUGUUGUUGGCUUCUCUGUACAGUAUACAGACUCCAGGCAUUGUUUCCCAUAACAGAUUUAAUCACCAGUGAGAUAAUGACCUACUCCAGCAUUUAUAAUACUUUAUUCAAUACAAUUGAAGGGGGUGGUUCUGAAUUUGGAGCAAAAGCAAAAAUACAAAACAAAAACAAGUAACUUUGCACCUUGAUAAAACCAUGUUGCACUGCUAGUAAGGGAGCUUUACAAUGUGCAAGGGGAUUUAGGGGGCAUACACACGGUGGCAAUUUUUGCCUAUUUUGUAAGUGAUCUGUCUAGAUUGCUUAGAAAUUAAGCAUGGAACGCUCUGUGUGUAUACCCCAUAGCGAUGGUAAUGCACGGUCCUGCGCACCGCCAUCGCCCGCUCAGAUCUUUAGCACAUGCAGGCAAGAUCCAGUUAGAUCGCCUGGCAUGUGCAUAAAGAACACUGGUUAGCACAGAUUGCUCAGCACACCUAGAUCUCACAAGUUGCCCCGUGUGUAUGCCCCCUAUGAUUUGGGAACGUCACGUCCAAACGCAUGUAAAUUGCAGUGUGAAAAUAAAGUAUUUGUAGGCUACAUGCAAAAGCGGCCAGUAUUUACCCUGCAAGUAAAAAUAAUAAAUGUACUGGCACCCCUUGAUUUGUCCCGGUGCAAAGUUAUUUGCCUUUUUACCACCUCUCAUUGUGGAUCAGAGAACUAUGGGUACAUUUACUAAAGCUUCUAUAAAUGAAAAAUGUUGAUGUUGCCCAUAGCAGCUUUUGUCUAUCAUUUCUAUAUUGCAUUCUAGACAAUGACAGACUGAAUUUGUGUGGUUGCUAUGGGAAACAUCACCACUUUUCAUUUUUAGAAGCUUUAGUAAAUAUACCCCCCAGUGCCCAGUUCUGUUACAGGAAUAGGGAAGCAUACAUGAAGUGUAAGUUGAAACUCUAAUUCAAUGCUAGCCUCCAAAACCUGUAGCAAACUAGAUUUUAGUGAAAUACCUGUUUGACCACAUGUGGUUCUUGACAAAGCCGACAGUGUUUUCAUUUUUGUGUAUACAAACAACCUCACCCAGCAAGAUAUUUUUCAUUCUAUUUGCUUUGUGAAAUGUUAGGAGAGGCUUCACAUAUCCAUGUAGAGAAGCUGCUGGUUUCAGAACACCUUAUUUUGUAAUUGAAAUAUGUUAUCAAUUUCAUAUUAUAUUAGAUGGGACUUUGCUUUUUAACAGUUAUAUAUAGCAUUCUAAUUACCACUAAGGCUGAAUCUAUGGUUAAAAAAGAAAGCAUAACAUACAUAUGGUGGUAUCCUAUUAUGCUUAGAAGAUCACCGGGGGCUAUCCUAUAAGCCCCAAUGCCGGCACUUAUGAGGAUUAUGCUUCGGUUGCUGCAAAAUCCGCAAUAAGGGGCUGCCAUAGCCGCAGUAACACAUGGGAUCACGGAUCCAAUUUUGGCCUAUCAAAACAGUCUCUAAUUGAAUACUGCGAUAAUGACCAUCGGUCAUACAUUGUGAUAGCCGGCUGUUGAUCGACCGAAGCAGGCAUCAGGGCUAAUAGGAUACCACCUACAGCUGCAGAUUUCUGAUACACUGUAUUUUCAUAGCUGUAUUGUCUUAUGCUUGUAUUCAUGUAAUGUGUCAUGUAACUAUUUGUUAAUAUAUAUAUAUAUAUAUAUAUACACAAGAAAAAAAAAAACUUUAUCACGCGCUUAAAUGUUGAAGCAGCACCUCGCAGUAGAACCCCUGUCCGUUAAGGAAUGUACCAUGGAUAAUUUUCUCUUUAUGGACUGUAUUUGGACAAUUAUGUGUUUCUAGCGCCCUCUGUAAUUGUGUAGGCCUAAGUAUACAAGUAAUCAGUCACAAGGGUUAUUAAAUGACUAAUACCAUUUUCAGAAUAUUAUUAGCUAAUAGCCUGCCUUUUUACGGCACAUGAUGUUGGCAGAUAAAUGCUUGUGUCAGAGUUGCCUCUAUACCUCAUGUUUUAUCUGAUUUUUGGCUAGAUGUCUCUAUCUGUAUAUGGCAUUAGUGAUGGAUUUCCUUAAAAAGUCCAAUGUCACUAUGCCAUUUAAAGCAGAAUAUCACAACCUUUUUGUGACAUUAAUGUAUAAAUCAAUGUAGGCAGCUAGAUGCUUAGGGAGCACCUUUAUCAUGUAUUAUCUUUUUAACAGUGCCCCCUAAAGAAUGUAAAUGUAUUCCAAAAAUCCCAGAAUGUGUAUAAAUGUUGUUUUUUCCCCUAAUACCCGGUUCUGAUUAGUUUUAAAACAUGUUCGUCUAAUUGAAUUGCCCCCAUGAAGUACCAUGUUCUAAAAAUACUACCUGUACUACUAUGUGAACUAACUAAUUGGAUUGUGGAAAUAAUGUGGCAUUAUGUAUAUAGAUUAUAUACUAGCUUAAAGUGUUUUAUUAAGACCUCCUUAAAUUAAAAUGCGUAUAUAUAAACAUUUUAUACAUAGAAUCAUUAUACAUAAGGGUAUAUAUAUACAACAUUUUUAUAUAUAUAUAUAUAUAUAUAUAUAUAUAUAUAUGUGUGUGUUCCUUUUUCUUACAUCGCUGCUUUUUUCUUUCCUAUCCUCUUUACGUAAAGGGGUGACAAUGGUAUUGCUGUACUGUAGAGGACAGAGCUGAUUUAGUUUUGUACGGAUCUCAGGGGAUCAGUUUUGUCACUCUAUUGUUGUGUACCUGAUGUUCUCCUUGAAUUGUGAAUGUAACUCAGAUUUCCUACUUUAAUGUAGUAUUGUUGAAUAUUGUGUUCAGUUAAAAAAAAAAUCUAUUCUUUUAGAAAAUGAUUUUUUGUCUAUCAACUUUGUUUUUUUUGUUUUGUUUUUUUUAUUUGGAUUUUUGUCUUAUGGUUUAUUUUAUAGGAGUAAUAAUGUGCUCUAUAAGUCUUGCCAAAAAUUAUAGUUGUUGGAUUGCCAAAUGUUUAUGUUUCUACUGUGUUAACAGUCAAAAUAUCAGUGUGUUGCACAGUUCAAAUAAAGAUUUUCUUAAUUAAA